AUGGCGCAACACUCCUCCAUCGCGCGGUCGGCUAUCAUGACGUCGGCCAAAUCGCCCGAUGUUGCGAAGCAGGGCGAUCAGGCACUUGAGAACCUACGGUCCAACGGUGUCCCAUCAAACGGAGCUAACAGCGGCUCGGGUAAAGAAGGAGCGUUGAUGCCUCCUGGCCCGAAGACCGUAGUGAGCAGAGCGCUAGGAAGCGACUUGCAUUCCGAUGCCCACAGAGGAUCGCUGGGCGGAGUCGGAACCGCUUUGACGGACACUCCGAUUUCUACCGCACCUCCCUCCCCACAGAUCAAUGGUCUCUCUGCUGCUAGCACUCCAAGCCGAGUGCGAGCCACAACCCUUGAUAUCCCGGGUCUGACUAGAUCUAAAGUGUCCCCAGAUGGACGCAUCGCCUCCCGAGAUGUCGGCUCAAAGCUGGUCAUCAUCAUGGUUGGCCUGCCCGCACGAGGCAAGAGUUACAUCACCAAGAAGCUCGCUCGCUACCUGAACUGGCUUCAACACGACACAGAGAUCUUCAAUGUUGGCGAGCGUCGUCGUGUCGCUGCGGGCAAGUCACCCUCCCCCGCCGCACGGCCAAUGGAUAAGCGUACAAGCAGUAUCCACAAGGAUCUCGUCGACUCUGUGCGUCGACUCAGCGUAAGCGUCGGCACUGCCAACAAGGAUGCUACUUCGCCUCCCGAGGAGGCAUCAUCGCCUCCAAAUGACACCUCGCUUCCCCCUCCUGUCAUUCCAGCGAAGAUCCUCAUCAAUGGUGAAGAGCCUGGAUCGUCCAUCUCCCACCAUGGCAGCACUGUGGUUCCUCCCAACGAGGCUAAUCAGACCUCUGUCGACAUUCCUGCCGAUGCUGUCACUGAGGCUUCCCCAGAGCCCAUGGAUCAGAGUGCCAACUUCUUCGAUCCUUCUAACCAGAUCGCGUUGAAGCUGCGUGAGCAGGUGGCUCUGGACACUCUGGAUGAACUUCUUGAGUACAUCCUGGAAGAAGGCGGCAGUGUUGGUAUCCUCGACGCGACAAACAGCACCAUGGAGCGUCGCAAGGCCCUUGUCGACCAUAUCCGUAACCGUGCUGGCCCCGAGCUGGGGAUCCUGUUCCUCGAGAGCAGCUGCGUCGAUAAGGAUCUCUUGGAAGCCAAUAUGCGGCUGAAGCUUUCCGGCCCGGACUACAAGGGCCAAGACCCCACCACCGCGCUGGAGGACUUCAAGAAGCGCGUUGCCUUGUAUGAGAAGUCUUACGUUCCUCUCGGCGAGUACGAGGAGAAAAACGACAUGGCCUACAUUCAGAUGAUUGACGUGGGACGCAAGAUCGUGUCACAUCAAACGCACGGCUUUCUCUCCUCACAGGUCGUUUACUAUUUGCUCAACUUCAACCUUUCACCGCGCCAGAUCUGGAUUACCCGUCACGGCGAAAGUGUGGAUGAUCAAGCGGGUCGUCUGGGUGGUGACUCGGAUCUGAGCGAGAACGGGCAACGCUAUGCCAAGGCGCUGGCCAAGUUCAUUGAUCACCAGCGGAAGAAGUGGGAGCUCUACCAGCGACAAAAGAACCUGAUCAAGCACUUCCCGCCGCGUCCUGGUGACAGCACCCCUCCCAAUCCUUCGUACAUCCCCCGUGAUCGUCCACGCAACUUCUGUGUCUGGUCGUCGAUGAUGAAGCGCGCGGUCCAGACCGUGGAGUACUUUAAUGACGACGACUACGACGUCAAGCAGAUGCGUAUGCUGGACGACCUUCACGCAGGAAAGAUGGAGGGCAUGACCUACAAAGAGAUCCAGCAGCAGUAUCCAGAGGAAUAUGCCCACCGUAAGAAGGACAAACUCUUCUACCGGUAUCCGGGCCCGGGCGGAGAGAGUUACCUGGAUAUCAUCAACCGACUGCGCGCUGUGAUCGUGGAGGUUGAGCGUACGACUGAUCAUGUUCUCCUGGUCAGUCAUCGAUCUCAUGCUCGUGUGCUGCUCUCUUACUUCCGUGGCCUGAAGCGAGACAUGGUUGCCGAUCUGGAUGUUCCUAUGGGCAUGCUGUACAUGCUGGAGCCCAAGCCCUACGGUGUUGACUUCAAGGCUUACCAGUACAACCCUGACAGUGACUGGUUCGAUGAGGUGCCUGAUUAUGAGCUGCACCAAGUCGGUGCUUGA
Messenger RNA from Penicillium diatomitis, 2130 nucleotides. RefSeq names its product 6-phosphofructo-2-kinase PFK26. Bases 1 to 2130 code for a protein of 709 amino acids. The transcript has 2 exons. The record is from RefSeq and is a predicted model, not a curated record. Gene Ontology annotation, cellular component: cytosol. Lineage: Eukaryota; Fungi; Ascomycota; Eurotiomycetes; Eurotiales; Aspergillaceae. Gene Ontology annotation, molecular function: 6-phosphofructo-2-kinase activity; ATP binding. Gene Ontology annotation, biological process: fructose metabolic process; fructose 2,6-bisphosphate metabolic process.